AUGGCCGACUUCUAUUACGUGAAAAAGUACGCCAGUCCAAGGACUGCUUGGUUGAGCGGCAUCGUGGCCCAGCCUGGCACUUGGCCAGGGCUCGUGGCCUUUCCUUGCGGCGAUCCGCGCCUGGUUCUGCUUCCGAGCCCGUCCAGGCCCUUGUUGGAUCCGGCCAGGCUGGACCUUGCCGCGCUGCUGGAUGAGGCCGCGGGCCUCGACUUGCGCUCAGUUGGCGCAGCUGCGCAGCCAAAGAGGGGGAGAGCAAGGCCGGCUCAGGAGAAGGAGGCGAAGGAGGCGCCCAACGCAAAGCGAGGUCGUACCGAGCAGAAGGAGAAGGGCGGAGAAAGGCAUGCUGACUUGGAGGAUCGAAAAUGGGAAUCAGAUCAGCGAGAGGCAACUCUGCAUGAGUGGGCCAAGCGGCAGGCCGAGGAGGAGGAGAGGCUCUCGCAGCUCGAUUCCUUGCUGCUUCAAAGGGCAGAGACCAUGCGGGGCCGCGAGGAGCAGCUCAGUGCACGUGAGCGGACGGUCGCCAUGGCUGAGGAAAAUGUUCGCCAAGCGGCGGAGGAGAUUGUGCAGCUGAAGCAGCAGUUGCAAGAAGCCAAUCAGCAGAUCGGCGACCUCACUUGUCGACUGGCGACGAACAAGGAGCAGCUCAGUGCACGUGAGCGGACGGUCGUCACGGCUGAGGAAAAUGCCCGCCAAGCGGCGGAGGAGAUUGCACAGCUGAAGCCGCAAUUGCAAAAUGCCAACAAGCAAAUCGGUGACCUCACUCGUCGACUGGCGACGAAAAAGGAGAAGCUCACGAAAGCACGGGCCGAGGCAAAACGGCAGCAGCAAAGGAAGGAGGAAGAGGCCAAACGCCAGCAAAAGAAGGAGAAAGAGGAGAAGCUCCGGAAAGAGGAAAGGAGGCAAAAGGAGGAGAAGGAGGAUAGGAAGCGCGCCAAGAGGAAGAUCAAAGAGGUGGUGAGAAAGCUGCAAGGUGCAGCGGAUGCUGGGCGCCCCCCCGCCUCUCCGCGCGGCCGCGGCCUCUCCGUCCUCUCAUCCCUGAUGCUUCCGCCCCUCAAGUUGGCUCGUCGCCUGUCUCUUUGGCCGGCCGGUGCCAGUGUCGCACCUGUCCCGCAGGAAGAUGGCAAUCGCGACGCUGCAAGGGAAGAAGAGGCAUCGCAGAUCCUCGACUGGCUGAUGAUCGGCGGCCAGUUCGCCGCGACGGCGCCCGAGCUCCGGAGGACCGGAGUGACGCACGUCCUGAAUUGCUCGGAGAAGGUCCCAUUUCAGACCUCCGUGCAGACCUGCAACAUGCCCGUCUUCCUUGAGGAUGAGGCAGACGAGGAGUUGUCCAGAGUGCUUGAGACCGCCGUGACUUUCCUCGACGAGGUGCGGCAGCGAGGUGGCCGCUGCCUGGUCAACUGCCGCAAAGGCAAGAGCAGAUCUGUCUCGAUCGUACUCGCCUACCUCGUCCUCCGACAAGGCUGCUCUUUGCAAGAGGCGUGGCACCUGGUCAAGACCCAGAGAGCAGUGGCUCGGCCAAAUUCGGGUUUUCGUCGGCAGCUUCGGCAGAUGGAAGUGUGCCAGAGAGGCCGCUCCUCCAUGGCCGUAGCCGACUUCGAUGCCUGA
Messenger RNA from Symbiodinium natans, 1605 nucleotides. The record is from the annotation of a GenBank genome assembly. Lineage: Eukaryota; Dinophyceae; Suessiales; Symbiodiniaceae.